This is a messenger RNA of Lactuca saligna, 1131 nucleotides long. Lineage: Eukaryota; Viridiplantae; Streptophyta; Magnoliopsida; Asterales; Asteraceae. The record is from the annotation of a GenBank genome assembly.
AUGACUGACCCUUACUCUUCAAAUCUAUACUCGCAGUACUUCAGAUUCGAUCAAUUCUGCAAUAAUUCCGCUACAAAUCUUCCUCAUCAUAUUCAGUAUAACCUUCACGAACAACACCCUCAAAGCUACCACUACUACAACAGUACUGCCCAAUCUUCUUCAUAUUCUAACACGAGAAUUACUAACAGUUUCUACUUCAAUCCAUCGACUUCUGUCACUAAUCGGCAUCCAACCCCUCCACCUUCUCCUCCUCUCAGAGAAGCUCUCCCUCUUUUGAGCUGGAGUCCAUCAAGAAAACAUGAAGAUUAUCAUCAACCUUCUUGCAGUAGUACAACUCAUCAAGAUAUGGAUGUGGAGGCCGUUGAUGGUACUGGUGAUGAAGAAGAUGAUGAAACAGCUGUAACUGUUGCACUGCAUAUAGGGCUUCCUAACGCAAGUGCUGCUGAUCUUGCAUCUUUAAUCUCAAAUUCAACAAAUUCUUCGUCUACAACUUCUGAGAUAAGGGUUCCUUAUAGCAUCAAUGAUAAGACUAAAGAGGGAGAUGGAGAUGAAGGUAAUCUUGGGUAUAACCCUAUCAGCAGACUCAACAAGGGUCAGUACUGGAUACCAACGCCCUCCCAGAUCCUUAUUGGCCCUACACAGUUCUCCUGUCCUGUUUGCUUCAAAACCUUCAAUAGAUACAACAACAUGCAGAUGCAUAUGUGGGGGCAUGGAUCUCAAUACAGGAAAGGCCCAGAAUCUCUAAGGGGAACUCAACCAACUGGCAUGCUAAAGCUACCGUGCUAUUGCUGUGCACCGGGGUGUCGCAAUAAUAUUGAUCACCCACGAUCAAAGCCACUGAAAGACUUUAGAACCCUCCAAACACAUUACAAAAGAAAACAUGGAAUCAAGCCUUUCAUGUGUCGCAAAUGUGGGAAAACUUUUGCAGUUAGGGGAGAUUGGAGAACGCAUGAGAAGAACUGCGGGAAGCUUUGGUACUGCAUUUGUGGUUCGGAUUUUAAGCACAAAAGAUCACUCAAAGAUCACAUUAAAGCUUUUGGCCAUGGACAUGCAGCUUAUGGUAUCAAUGGAUUUGAAGAAGAUGAUGAACCCGCAUCAGAAAUCGAGCAAGAUGAUGAUGAGAAUUUAUGA